Drosophila gunungcola (fruit fly) is the source of this 1112-nucleotide messenger RNA. RefSeq names its product accessory gland protein Acp29AB-like. Lineage: Eukaryota; Metazoa; Arthropoda; Insecta; Diptera; Drosophilidae. Gene Ontology annotation, molecular function: signaling receptor activity. The coding region runs from base 12 to 917 and encodes 301 amino acids. The record is from RefSeq and is a predicted model, not a curated record. The transcript has a single exon.
ACAAACUCAAAAUGUUUAGGUACGCAUUCUAUAUUUUAUUCGCAUUCGUCGUUUUAUGCGAUCUAUAUAAAGCCCUUGCUGAAAUCAGGAACCAUCAGUGUCCCGAAAUAACACCUCACGACACACUAAAAGAAAGCGAGGAAGUUUGUCUAGUGGAACUAUCUCCACUGUUUGAACACAUUGCCAACCAGAAGAGGAUUGAAAAAGGCGGUGAAUAUUUAUUUAAUGAAACGCAGGGAGUGCUGGACAGGAUUGAAGGCCAUCAAGAAGUCAUCAGGAAGCAGUUGAUGGCCUUGCAAGACAGGAUCGAAAGCCAACUUACGGAGCUUCUGGAUAAAAUGGAUCAAGAGGUCAAAAUAAUGUCCCAGAAGAAAUCCUUGGAGGAAGCAGUUAACGCCCUUCGCCAUUCUCUAGAGUCAAAGGAAGUUCCCAAAAAAGGCACAUUCCAUCCUCAGUUCGAAAAGGUGGGCUCCAGGUACUUUUAUAUUGAGAAGAAUGUCGGGCUGGAUUGGUUCAGUGCUGCGAGGCGAUGUCGUGAGAUGGGCGGUCACCUGGCGGCACCUAAAGACGAGGAUGAACUCAACCUCAUCCGUCAGAAACUCGAUUCCAGGCGAUAUUGGCUGGACAUCAAUGAUCUGCCAAACAAAGACGAAUACAUUUCUUUGGCCUCCGGUGAGGCAGCCCCUUUUUUGAAAUGGAAUAAGGGGGAACCCCUUAAGAAUCCUAAUGCCCACUGUGUUUAUAUAUAUGACGGACACUAUUAUAAAUAUUUCUGUAUUGAUAGGAAUUUAUUCGUUUGCCAAGCCGAAGACCCCAAAGAUCAUAAUGAAAAUGAUGAUAAUAACCUCGAUAGCAAAAAGGGAAGCAAUAAUACGAAUGCUGAAACUCAUAAUAAAAAAAUAUUAAUGUACAUAUAAACAUUAAUAUAAAUGUAAAUAAGAGGAAUGAAACACAAAAAGAAAAUCCUGAAAAAAAUGAUAAAAAUGAUGAAAAACUAAAAAACAUAAUAAAAGAGGAAGUCGACAGGCUAAAAAAAGAGAUGGAAGAAAAACGACUAGAGGAAGAUAACAUGAGAAAAAAAAUAGAGGAGGAAAUAAGAAAGGAAAAGGAAA